UGGAUGUCCCAUGGCCAGACGGAGGCGUCCAUAUACCAACAAGCUGAAAACGGAAAGACAGAGUUGUCUCUCAUGCAUUUCACCAUCAAGAACCCCCGCUGGCAGCCGCCUCAGGAGAGCUCGGUGUUCAUCAGCCAUCUGAAGGAGAAGGUGCACCACGACGCUCAGGGCGGCCCCUCCACCCAGCUGCUGCUCUCUGAGGCCCCGCUCUGCACCUCGCUGCAGUCCAACGGCUCCGGCGCUGCGCCUGAUAAUCUGCUGGCCAGUGUCUUGGCUCACCCUGUUCUAACUGCGUCUGGACUACAAGGGCGGGACCACCGCUUCGUCCCCCCCAGCACCGCUGCUUCUGCCGCUGCCAGUGUCCUGGCCUCUCUGUCCACCUCCCAGCUCCCCCACAGCAGCCGCAGCCGCUCCCACAGCCUCCUGAACUCUUCCGUCCAACCCGAGACCAUGUACCGCAGCGACCGCACCAUCAUUGACAGUAUGUCUAACAGUGACAUCCGGGGCAAUACUCUGAACUCAGAGUUUGCCUCAGCAGAGAUGAGUCUCCAUGCCAUCUACAUGCACGAGCUCCACCAGCAGAGCUCCCACCCACAGAGAGCUUCAGGGCAGUGGCAGAACCCAGUGCCAAUGAGAGAUCUGCACACUAACAGUGGUAAAUGAAAACCUUGUUUUACGAAGAACUUGCAGC
This is a messenger RNA of Notothenia coriiceps (black rockcod), 691 nucleotides long. Its product is annotated as autophagy-related protein 9A-like. Gene Ontology annotation, cellular component: phagophore assembly site; autophagosome. The record is from RefSeq and is a predicted model, not a curated record. Lineage: Eukaryota; Metazoa; Chordata; Actinopteri; Perciformes; Nototheniidae. The transcript has 4 exons. The annotation marks the transcript as partial. Gene Ontology annotation, biological process: piecemeal microautophagy of the nucleus; reticulophagy; protein localization to phagophore assembly site.